GGGUAGGAGCCUGUAUGAGGGAGCAAGCACGCCUAAGCUUUCAUGAUGGCCGAUGUAGUGCAAGAUGUCCUCUCUGGGAACACGUCCAGCCUUCAGCACGUGUGGUCGCAAGUCGGCAUCACGAGUACCUACGUCACAUCACCCAGUGGUGCACUCAACGCUCUCGAAGUGGUCAGCGCGGCUAGCCUGUUCCUGCUCAUCAGUACAUUAGGAUCGAGCUACAGAAACCUGAGUCUCCUUCAGCUGGUGUCCUUCUCGUACAGCCUACUGGGACUGCACAUGCUUUGCGUAGGACUCAUCAGCGUGCAGUUCACCUACGUCAUCACGAACACAAUAUACUACGUCUGUUUCAACUACGGUGCUGCACUUGCCUACCUAGUGUGCGCAAUAUUUGCCAUCUCCAUCGGACUGAACCCCCUCAAGACCACGACGUCCUUGGUUAGUGUGGCAUUGGCACUGGCCUGCAUGUUCUUGCAUUUUGGACAUGGCGUAUACUGGAGCAAGAGCGCACCGACGUCUGCUCCACUCAUUGGGGUAACUGAGCUGCCUGCAGAUCGCACAUCAACAAUGAUGGCUUGAAACUGUGUAGACGUGACAGAAUAAACUGAUGUUUCUGAAA
This is a messenger RNA of Rhipicephalus microplus (southern cattle tick), 619 nucleotides long. RefSeq lists its product as uncharacterized. The record is from RefSeq and is a predicted model, not a curated record. NCBI's taxonomy places the organism in Eukaryota, Metazoa, Arthropoda, Arachnida, Ixodida, Ixodidae.